Molecule: messenger RNA, 24515 nt
Organism: Haplochromis burtoni (Burton's mouthbrooder)
Lineage: Eukaryota; Metazoa; Chordata; Actinopteri; Cichliformes; Cichlidae
Gene: macf1a
Product: microtubule actin crosslinking factor 1a
Exons: 102
Coding region: 126-22985 (7619 amino acids)
Biological process (GO): regulation of microtubule-based process; skin development; cell-cell adhesion
Cellular component (GO): intercalated disc; plasma membrane; cytoplasm
Molecular function (GO): microtubule binding; calcium ion binding; cadherin binding
Source: RefSeq, a predicted model, not a curated record
UGAUGUCAAAAUGGUUAAUAUAGUUUCAACAAAUACUUGUAACAAUGUAUCUGGUUGUGUGAUUGAAGUGGUUUGACCUUAAUCUGAUCUGAAAUCAUCAGACAAGCUCAGUAAUUCACGAUCUCAUGCUAAUGUUCGGUGAUAUUUUCACAGCAGACGCAGCAGAAAUGUUUAUGUUUAUCAGAUUGUACAGAUCAGAGUCUGACGACCACAAACAAACAGGAAAAAAGCAAAACAAAGCUUUUUUUUGUUCCAACUCCUUUUUCAGGCCCGACCUGAUCGACAUGGAGGUGGUGUCACGGCAGAGUAACCGUGAGAACCUGGAGCAGGCCUUCGAGAUCGCUGAGUCGUUAGGUGUGACCAGACUGCUGGAUGCUGAGGACGUUGAUGUUCCCUCUCCAGACGAGAAGUCAGUCAUCACUUAUGUCUCCUCAAUCUACGAUGCCUUCCCUAAAAUCCCCGAGGGUGGAGAGGGCAUCGGCGCACACGAGGUGGAUCAGCGCUGGUCGGAGUACCAGUCCAGGUUCUCGUCUCUGCUCCAGUGGAGCCGCCAGCACACGGCCCUCAUGGCCAACAAGAACUUCCCACAAAACCCCGUAGAACUCAAGGCACUUUACAAUGAGUACGUCCAUUUCAAAGAGACGGAGAUCCCCGCGAAGGAGAUCGAGAAAGGUCACAUCGAACACCUCUACAAACUGCUGGAGGUGUGGAUAGAGUUUGGUCGCAUUAAGCUUCCUCAGGGCCUUCAUCCCAAUGACCUGGAGGAGGAUUGGGGUAAACUCAUCCUGGAGAUGCUGGAGAGAGAAAAGAUUCUCCGGCCAGCUGUGGAAAGGCUAGACCUGCUGCUCCAGAGAGCCAAUAAGAUCCAGAACAUGUCUCUGGACUGCGAGGAGAAACUCACGCUCGCUAAGAACACACUCCAGGCUGACAUGUCUCGAGCGGAGAGCGGCGAGGGCGUGCAGUGCGAGAGAGAGCUGGCCUGUUACCUGCAGGACUGCGAGUCUCUGAUUCAACAACUCUACCAGGAGCUCAAAAUCCUGAGAGAUGAGAAAUACUACCAGGUGGAGCAGCUGGUGUUCAGAGUUUCCCGCCUACAAGAGGAGCUGGUCUCCCUCAGACUGCAGUGCUCCAGCAUCUACAGGAAAGGCCACUUCUCUCAGGCCCUGGGCACCACGGGGACAGAGCACACCCACCAGAGACCCCCUGAUACGGGCCUGUCUCUGGGUCAGACGCUGCUGGGAGCUGUGGGAGCGGUCGGAGCCGCACUCCUGCGGCGACCGAUGGCUCGGUCCCAGCUGGUGGCCAUGUCUUCAUCAGAGGACGAAGGAAGCCUGAGGUUCAUCUACGAGCUGCUCGGAUGGGUGGAGGAGACGCAGGAGCUGUUGGAGCGCGCCGAGUGGGGUGCAGACCUCACCUCUGUAGAAAAAAACCUCGACGAGCACAACAACAUACACACUGCGAUUGAAGAGCUGAUGAACAGCCUGCAGGAGGCACGCAGCUACGAGGCUAAAGUCUCUCCCAACUUCAAGAGCAGUUACUCUGAGACGCUGGCCAAGCUGGAGAACCAAUACUGCAAACUACUGGAACAUUCGUCAUGGCGCCUGCGGAGCUUGGAGAGCCUGCACAUGUUUGUGUCGCAAUGCACUGACGAGCUGAUCUGGCUCAACGAGAGGGAGGAGGAGGAGAUCGCCUACGACUGGAGCGACAACAACACCAACACGAACGCAAAGAAAGAAUUAUACAGUGAAAUGAGGUUAGAGCUGGAUGAAAAACGAGAUGUGAUGCGGUCACUCCAGGAAACGGCCGGCCGUCUGUGUCAGGAGAACCAUCCUGCCAAGCAGACCGUGGAGGCUUACAGUGCAGCCCUGCAGACCCAGUGGCAGUGGGUGGACCAGCUCUGCUUGUGUGUGGAGCAGCAUCUCAAAGACAACACGGCGUACUUCCAGUUCAUGACUGACGCCCGGGACUGUGAGUCAUACCUCCGCCAGCUCCAGGAAACCAUCAAGAGACAAUAUACCUGUGAUAAGAACAGCAGGCUCAGCAAACUGGAAGACCUGCUGCAGGACUCAAUGGAGGAGAAGGAGCAGCUCAUUGAGUAUCGGAGUACAGUAGCUAGCCUGGUGGGCCGGGCCAAGACGGUGGUGCAGCUGCGCCCCCGCAGUGCAGAGAGCACUCUGGGAACUACAACACCCAUCAAAGCCAUCUGUGACUACAAGCAGAUCGAGACAAACGUUCAGAUCACGAUAAGCCGAGGAGAGGAGUGUGUGCUGCAGGACAACUCUCAGAGGACCAAGUGGAAAGUGAUCAGUCCGACGGGGAACGAAGCCAUGGUCCCCUCGGUGUGUUUCACCGUCCCGCCUCCAAACCAGGAGGCCAUCGACACAGCCAGCAGAGCUGAGCAGCUGUACCAGAAGGUCAUGUCCCUGUGGCAUCAGCUCCAUGUGAACAUGAAGAGUGUGGUAUCGUGGCACUACCUGCUCAAAGACAUCAAGACUGUAUCUGGGUGGAACUUGGACACGGUUCAGAGUCAGUCUCCAUCAGAGCGGGAGCACGUCCUCAAUCACCUGGAGUCCCAGAUGGCCGACUUUCUGUCAGACAGCAAAGAGAGCUCGCUGUUCACGCCGGCCGAAAGACGAGAGCUCGAGAAGGACGUUCAGCAGGCCCAGCAACACUGCCAGGACCUGCUGCUCAACAUGGAGACCGUGGAGAAGGAUGAGUCAGUCUCUCGGUCGUACCUGUCAGAGCUGCAGAACAUCACCCUUUGUAUUAACGAGGCUGAGCAGAGACUGAUGAGAAGUAUUGAGACUCCGCCUCCCAUCCUGUUGUCAGGUGAUGGUGCUGACAACACGGUCCAGAUUAGAGAGCAGGAGAAGCUGCGGUCUGAGCUGGACAGCCUGCGCUCCAGUUUGGGUGACGUGUCUCAUCGCUGCGUUAAGUUCUUCGAGGAGAAGCCGACCUCGUCCAGCGUUCCUGUCCUCCGGUCGGAGCUCAAUCACGCUGUGGAGAAGAUGGACAAACUGCACAACCUCUCAGCUGUCUACCUUGAAAAGUUAAAAACAGUGGAUGUCCUGAUCCGUAGCCUGGAUGAAGCAGAGAGCCAAGUCAGGAAGUACGAGAACAGACUAAGUGAGGAAGACAUUGUUCCUGCUGACACAACAGCCAUUCAGAACCUCAGAGAUCAACUGGGGAAGUGGCAGGCUGAGCUUGGUGAGCAGGAAGGCGUCUUCCAGUCUCUGCAGAUGGAGGUACGUCAGGCCAAAGAGGCGGGGUCUAAGCUCAACAGGCUCCACCCGGACCGCAGCCCUGAGCUCGAGCGCUACCAGGACAAAGCCAAUCAGAUAACAGAAAGAUGGAGUGGAAUCAAAAGACAGAUGGAGACACGACGAGCGGAUCUUGAAGCUCUGGGCUCCUCCCUGCAGCAGUACAGAGACGGCCACUCCGCUUUGAUCAAGUGGAUCGAAGAGACGACGGAGAGACAAGAAAACACACAGCCGGGACAGAUGGACAGCAAAGCACUGUCGGAACAACUGGCCCAGCAGACUGCCUUGGUAGCUGAGAUCGAACAGAAUCAGACCAAACUAGACGAGUGCCAGACUCAUUCCAAACAAUACUGUGCCUCAGUGAAGGAUUAUGAACUACAGCUGAUGACAUUCAGAGCCUUUGUAGAGUCGAUGCACAAAUCACCUGUCAAGAGGAGAAGGAUGCACUCUUCCUCUGACGCUAUCACUCAGGAGUUCAUGGACUUGCGCACACGCUACACAGCCUUAGUGACCUUAACAACCCAGCAUGUGAAGUACAUCAGCGAUGCUCUGAGGAGACUGGAGGAGGAGGAGAAAGAGGUGGAGGAGGAGAAACAGGCCAGGGUGGGGCAGGUUUCAGACCUUCUGGGCUGGGUCAAAGGCCUCCAAGGACGCGCUGGUGGCCCCAACGCCGAGUCUUCUCUGGCUGCUCAACAGGCCAUCAAUGAACAGCUAGCAGCCAAGAAAGAUCAGGUGGCUGAAGCUAUAAGGAGCACACAGGUCUUCCUUCUGUCGAAACAGGCCAGCAAGUUGUCCCCAGAGGAGCGGGCACACGUGGAGGCUCAGCUGGACGAGCUGAAGACCACCUACAACCAGCUGUGCGACAGCUCCACCCAACAGCUGCAGCAGCUGGAGCAGCAACUGGCCAAAGAGGAGGAAAGAAAGAAUGAGAUUGCCAUUGCUGGAGUGAUUGACCUGAGUACAGUGGAAACAUUCCCAGUAUUCCCAGCAGCUCAACGUGGUCUUAUUGACCAGGACACCUGCCACGUUCUGCUAGAGACCCAGCUCAUUAUGGGUGGGCUCCUUCAACCUGACUCUCCUGUCAAACUUUCACUGGAGCAAGCUCUAACUCGAGGCCUAAUUGACAGCCAUACCAGACAGUCCCUGUCUGAGCUUGAGAGCGCCCUGUAUUUGGUGGAAAACACCAAGACUGUGAGUGAUGAACAACAAGAAAAUGCCUUGCCUGUAGUUAGAGCCAUGGAGACCGGGCUAAUCAGAGAGGAAGUGGGACUUCGCAUUCUCCAACUCCAGAUGAACACUGGAGGAUUGAGACAUUCAACUGGAAAAAUGUUGAGUUUGGAGCAAGCAGAAGACAAGAGACUUUUGUCUCCCAGAAUUAUUACCAAGCUCCAGUCGAGACUACAACACAGAGAGCUGAUUGAUCCAAACACAGCUGAAAAAGUAAAUCUCUGUGAGCUGCAGCUCCAGUGUGUUCUCGAUGAUGAUUCAGGGCUUCUUCUCUUCCCUGUCAAGCAGCAGCCUGGAGGAACAGUUUGCCUCCGUUCUGGAAGAAAAGUCGGUAUUUUCCGUGCUGUGCAGGAGGGACUGAUUGAUCGGAAAGUUACCGUACGACUUAUUGAAGCUCAGCUUUUUGCCGGUGGUAUUGCAGACCCACGAUCUGGCCAUCGACUGACAGUUGAUGAAGCAGUUCGCCAUGGGCUUAUGGACCAGGAUCUAGCCUGUGCCAUGUUAGCACGUCAACUGCAAAAUGGGGGCAUUCUAGACCCUUUCAGUAGAGAGCGCCUGGACUUAGAAGAGAGUAUUCGCAGGGACCUUCUCUCCCCUCGUUUGGCUCUGUUGGUCCUUGAGUCUCUCUGGACUUUUAUGGGCUUGCUCUGGCCUGAAACUGGAGAGGUUUUACCCAUUGCUGAGGCUGUUCAACAAGGUGUGAUCUCGGGGGAUCUAGCAAGGAGCACCCUGAGACAACGACAUGCCAUUGGGGCUUUGUACAACCCAGAAACCCUUCAGGUGCUGCCCCUGAACAGGACUGCUGAAAAUGAAUUAGAUCCCAGUGCGGUCAGUUUUCUCAAAGAAAUCCACAUACCAGAUGUUCUUUCCAACAUGACCCAGUCAGGUAACCCAUCUCUAAACCGCCACAGCUGGGGUUCCACUAGCUCCUCCUCUCCUCCAUCCUCUCCCCUGCCUCCAUCAUCUCCCACAGGCCUUGUGUGGGAAACUACAUCAACUAAUGGGAAGGAUCCUGAAGAACAAGCCAAACACAAGCUGCUGUUUCACCUCAUGACUCACAGCUAUGUAGAUGCUCAUUCUGGAAAGCGCCUCGUGCUGCUUGACCCUGAGCUAAUGAUAAUGAUCAAGGACGCUGACAUGGUUGCUGGAGAAUCUGCUCGUCAGGUUGAGCCGCUAAGCAGUGUGGCUACAGAUAAGCUAGAUAAACUGGAAAUGGGGGAAAAGAUUAGUUUGGCAGGUAAUGGAGUGAGUGAAGGUGUCAACGACAGUUCCAGUUUAGUCACACCAAGUAAGGAUUUUGAGAUUAACGAUAGAAGUGGCCUAGAAGAAAUGCAUGAUGGGGAAGGAGACAACAAAUCACUGCAGCAACCAUCAGAACCCAUAGAAGAAGACUUAGCCAUUUCAGCUAAAUAUGAAAUUGCUGGUGAUAAAAGUGAAAAGGUAGAUGAACAAAAGAAAGAAAUGACCAGUUGGGACAGUUUAGCUUCAGCUAAAUACCUCAACGAUGAAAUAACAAAGAGCCCAAAUGAAAUAAUACAAACUGAAUACCAACCCAUGGAUAGUCCUGUGCGAGACAGUGGAAGUACAACUGCAACAGAAGUUAUUGAAAUGGCCACAGCACCACUCAAAUCAGAGGAUAAUGUUGAAAGGAAGACAUUCAAAGAGCUCAUCCCAGGGGAAAAACCAAAUGAAGAUGUUAAAUUAACAGCAUCCCAAGAAAGGAAAGAUAUAAAAGAUUCCCAGGCUGAAUCAGAAAUUAUAAAACAAAACGUGGCUGUAAAAGAGACAGACUCAAAGCAAGCUAAACCACAAGUUGAUAUCUCUGAAGCAGUAGUGGAAAAGCAAGAAGAGGAUGCUGAACUGGAGAGGAUGGUCAUGCAGCUCAAACAGGGAGGUCUAAUGACAGAAGAAGGGGAAAAACUGCUGCCAGAUGAGGCAGUAGCCCAGGGUGUCCUUCCUGGCCAUACAGCUGUUAAAUUAAUGGCUCAAGCCGGUUUGUUUGGGGGCUUCCUAGAUGCCAGCAGUGGGGAGUCACUUACCAUGGAGGAAGUUAUGCAGGAGGGUUUACUAGAUGAAGAUCUAAUGUGGGGUGUCCUAAAGUCAGAUAAAACCCUUGCAGGGGUUGUUGAUGUGGAGAAAAGGCAGAUCUGUGGGGUGAGGGAGGCAGCUCAGGCAGGGUUGAUUGAUCCCAACACAGCCUCUCGACUUCUGGAAGCCCAGGUGGCAUCUGGGGGGAUUGUUGACCUGCGUAGGGAUAAGAAAGUCUCUGUGACUCUAGCAGCAAACCUGGGGCUGAUUGAAGACGAUCAUAGAGAAGAACUUGUAGCACUGGAGAAGGCAUGCAAGGGAAAGGAUGCAGAUUCCUCAAAAUUCCUCAAGAAAGCCAGUUUGCAGCUUCAGAUGGAAGGUGUUCUCGACCCAGAGUCCAAGUCUCCAGUUCCUAUAGAACAAGCUAUUCACAAAGGCUUAAUUAGACCAGAGGAGGCUUAUCAGGUCUUGGCUAGGCAAGUGGCUGAAGGUGGAAUAAUUCACCAUCCUUCAGGCAUGAGGCUUCCAGUUUCUGAUGCUGUUGAUAGAGGACUAGUAGAUCGGUCCGUUGCUCCUGGGUUAGAGGAACUUGAGUGGGUCUACCAAGGAAAAGUCAGUCCUUCACAUCGCCCAGAAGCUUUUGUUUUCCAAGCAUCAACCGGAGCCAUUUCAGACCCUGACACUGGAAUCAAACUUACUUUGACAGAGGCUGUUACUAAGGGUCUUCUAGAUGAGAACAAAGCCAGUGAAGUCAUGGCUUCUCCCACAGUAACUCAAGGAGUUCUUGACCCCCAAACAGCACGGAUUGUGCCCUAUUCAGAACUUGUAAACCAGGGUAAGAUAGAUAUUGAAACAGGUAAACGCUUCUUGGAGGUGAAACCAUUCCGUGGUGUUCAGGAUAAACAAUCAAAGGAAACACUGACCCUUCCCGAAGCAGUUGCAUUAAAGAAAGUUGAUCCAGCUCCAGCAUUUAGACUUCUCCAAAGCCAGGCAGACAGCGGUGGGAUCAUUGAUAUCAGAACUGGAGAAAGGCUCUCGCUGCCUGAAGCUUCUAAGAGAGGUUUAGUUGGAGAUGAUAUGGUCACAGAAAUAGCUACAAACCAGUUUUUGAAAGGAGGCUUAGUUGAUCCUUCAACUGGACAACGAGUCUCAGGUCUCAAUGUUGCAACUGCUUUAGGACUGAUAUCUAACAAUGUGGCUUUGGAGAUUCAGGAGAAAGUGAUGUCGGUAGAGACCGAGGGUGGUGAAGAAAGCUCUACACCCGUUGCCUCAUCAGAUAGUACGUACAGCCCUGCUAUCAAAUUUUCAGCAUCAAGUCCAGACAGUCCAUCAAACUGGUCUGAUGUGAACACUGAGGAGCCCACGAAAUCUCCACCUUCAAAGAGAGAAGCAGUGCAAGAUGAAGAGAAAACACUGACAUCUGUACUUUCAGAUCAGUUAAAGUUAUAUGACACGAUUGCAGAUGAGGACAAAGUGGACAAACCUGAGUCAGGGAAAGAAAAGACUUCAAGGCAGCCGGACGAGUCCAUGGACAUCUUAUUUAAGUUUGCAACUAAUGUUGAGAAAAGAAUCCAGCAAGCCAUAAAAGAAAUUGAACCACAGAAAGACACCACUAAAUCACAGAGUCUUCCUGAACAGGAGGCAGAUGAGAGACUGCAAAUAAAUGAUGAACAAAGGAAAAGCAUUAUCAGAGAUUCUGUAGAAGUCAAGCCGACACAAAUCUAUCAUGCUGACAAAGAUUUACAGGAAAAGGAUAGAACAGGUGUCAAUGGGGAACCUGUGCAGGGUAGGGAAAAAGAGCGUGUUCCCGAGGAUGGAAGAUUGAAGCCCAAGACGACGAGUCCUGUGGCAGUAAUGGUUAUAGAUGACAAGGAAAGCAAAGAGGGUGAUGAAGUGUCAAAUUUGGGCGAAGAGGAAUCUAGAAAGGAUGAUGUGGCAGUGCAGAAAGAUGAUGGGAUAAGAGAGAAGGUCCAAGUGGUGGAGAAAACGAAGCCCUUAAAGGUUGAAGAUUUAGAGAUCAAAACCAGCACUCGUUCUGAAGAGUCAGCACAGUCGUUGACAUCUGCUUCCAAAGAGUCAGAAAACAAAAGCAAAAAGAAGAGGAAAAAUAAAAAGAAGGGAAAAGGUAAAGAGACAGAGGGCGAAACACACCCUUCAGAGAUAAAGCAUGGAUCUCAAAUUUAUCAAACUGAGGAGGAGAUGGAAGGAAAGUCUGGAGCUGUUAAUGCGACUACAGUUGAGCUUGCGUCACAAGACGUAGACAUGAAAUCACAGAUUCAUGGUCAGGGAGCUUCUGAAGGGCAAAUCGAAGGCAUAAGGACUGAUGAGAAAUUUGAGGUUGAGAGUAAUUUGGUGAGACAGGGACAGAAAGAAGCCUUAAAACUAAUCGCUGAACCAGAGAAAGAGGCAAAUAAAAUAUUAACAGCUACAGCAAAGGCUGAUAAGAGAGAGGAGAUGAAAGGGAAGUCUGAAGAAAAGGAUUCUGUCGCUCAGCAACCAGAAAAACCAGAGAGCAUUCAGGAGGUGAAGGAAAGGAAAGAGCAUGAGCUGCCUCAGAAAUCCCCUCUGCCAGACACUGAGAAAGCGGCCUUGAUCCUGAAGGCCAAAGAGAGUAUUCUUAAAAAGGUGUUUGAAAAAGGCGUGAGUGAGAAACAGGCUGCUGAGGAGCUGCAGGCGCUGCGCAAAGAGGUGGGGAAGAAGGAGGGUAAAGGUAUAACUGUUAGUGAUGUAAAGGCACAAACUCGGCACGCUAAGGAGGCUGGAGUGGAGAGUCGAGCUGUAAAAGAAGACACUGUCAAGACAUCCGAUGGUUUAUCUGAAGAAAGUAAAGAAGAAGAGAUGAGUGUCAAGGUGGACAAAAUGAAACUGAGAGAAGUCAAAGAAAAUCUGCCUGUGGAGAAACCGUUGGUCGAGGAGACCACGGAGGCUGAACCGCUGGAGGUUUCUUCAAAUGAAAAAGAAAAGGAUGCAAGUUUUGGAAUGGAAGAGACACAAAAAGAUAUUAAGACAGCUGCAUCGGUCCAAUCUAAAGAAGCUCAGCCUAGUAAACAAAGUAAGAAGAGCAAAAGAUCCAAGAGGCUGAAAGUGGCUGAAAAAGCUGAGCCUGAUACUGAGAAGGCACUGAGCAAGGAAAAAGUGGAAGUGACUGCAACAGAAAUUACCCCAAAAUUCACUCUGGAAAGAACAGAUUUGGAAAGCUCAGGUUUGAUUCAGGAGCAGAAGGUAGAUUCUGAGAGUCGGUCACUAACGGGGGAUGUCCUCUCACCUUCGGCUGGUGAAGAGACAGUUGAGGUGGAGACCCCUGCGAUUAUUAUUCCAACAGUUGAGACUCUUGCGCAAACUUCACCCCAUUUGUAUCGACCACAGAGGCCCAGUUAUCACGUGCAGGACAUCGUACAAGCGGAAGAGAUCAGUGGCGGGAAAGACAAAUCCCAUUCAGGCACUGGAGGUGUGAUCGAAGCUGACCUUUCUCACGGUGGACACAAAGUGGAGACUCAGUCCACAGCUCUGUCCGCUGCUCUGUCCACAGCUCAGCCCACAGCUUCUGAUCCACAGCCUGAUAAAACAGCUGGCAAAGGCAGAAAGAAGAAAACGCACCAACCAGUCAAAGAAGAAGGCACCGAUACUCCUGCAUCAGAAUCUUUAAAAAACCAACAGCAACAUCUUGAAUCUUCAGAAACGCCGGCUUUGCUCUCAGAAGAUGCUGCAGCUGAGUCUGGAUCACCUGUAGUCCCACAGUCUGAGACCACCACUGAGACCUGGGCAGAGGAUGACGCCAGCGAGAGUCCCCAACAGGUGUCAAAGAAAGAGGAAGCAUCAUCUGUGACUGGCAAGUCAUCAUUGAUGCGUCAAGAAUGCUUGGAGCACGACCAGCGAAUGGUGGCCCUGCUCUCCAUGGUUAGACACAUCGAGGUCCAACUGAAGCAGCAGCAGCAGCAGUCUGUUGGUCGCAGCCUCAUCACAUUGGAGGACAUCAUCAGACAGACUGAGACUCUGGACCUCGAACUGCGCGGCAUGGAGCCUGAGAUCAACAAAGAGGCGGAGGCGGCUGAGCGACUGCUGAAGCCCCAACCGAAAAAUGUUCCUCCUCAACUCCUAUUGGCCCUGGAAAAGGAUGGGCGGAGCUUGGCUCGAGGAUACGAGGCUGCCAGGGCUCUUUCUGAGGGCAUUCUGCAAAGUCUACGAGACCACAGAGACUCUUAUAAGGAUGCAGUCACAGCUGAGCAGAAGUCACUGGGACAACAUGUGGAGAGCUUGCUGUCUUGGCUGACAGAGACAGAGACUCAGAUGGAGAAAGAGAAGAAAAAUGACGGUUCAGAUCAGCUCACGCAGCAGCUGACUCUUUGCAAGGAGCUCCAGUCCUCUCUGAAGGCUCGCUCUAGCGAGGUCAACAACGUAGUGUUUGACAUUCAGGUGUUCAUCUCAGAGCGGGCGCAGGACCUGGCCCCUGAGCAAAGCAGGCAUCUUCUGGGGCAGCUUCAGCAGCUGCAGAAGGCCUUCCACAGAGCUUCCGGUCAAGCCCAGGCCUGGGCCGACGCCCUCUCAGCCCAGAGAGACAGGGAAGAGGAGCGGCAGCGCAAAGAGAAGGAGAAAGAAGAAGAGAAGGAGAAAGAGAGGCAGAGUGCGAGGGAGAGAGAGGUGGUUCAGCAGCAGAAAGCAGAGUGCUCUCAGAAACUGGAAGGCCUCAGCAUGUGGUUGGCUGGAGCUGCCAGCCUGCUGGCCAGUCAGAGACCAGGAGCAGAGUCAGGUGAUGUGGACAUCCUGCAGGAGAAGCAGAGGAAACUAAAGGAAGUCCAGAAAGACCUCCACACUAAAGGCGAGGGCAUAGCUGAGGCCAUCAGGUCUGUGGAGGAGCUCCUGUCAGAGCAAGGAGAAACCCUGAGCCCAGAGGAGAGGGAGAACCUCCAGGCGGCGCUAACAAGAAUGAAGGAGCAGUACAGUGCUCUGACAGAUUCAACCAGCACCACGCUGUCCGAGCUCGACACAGCCAUUAAUAACACUGUGCAGCAGAACACACAAAGGGCGAAAGCAGUGGAGGAACUACAGGAGACCCGAACUCAUAUAGACUCCCUCCUGAAUGAACUGUCCACCCUUAACCAACCUGGAAAGACUCUAGCUGGAUCUUCAGCAGCCCAGGAUGUUAUUGAUUCCCCUUUUUCACCACCAGAGGGCGCUGUGAUGUCACAUACUGAGAUGCUACAGGCGGAGCUUCAGCAGCUCCAGGCUCAGCAGGCACAGCUGCUGCAGAUCACCCAGUCGACUCGGUCCCUUUUGGAGCAGCCUGACACAACAGUUCCUCCUGAAGAGAAACAGCGACUCAGGGCUGCCCUGGACCAGCUGCAGGCUCAGCACCAGGACAAACUGAAGAGCUGCCAGGACCGUCUGAGAAAGUCUGAGGCUCUGAAAGAUGAGCUGACAAAAUUCCUCCAGGAACAUGGAAGUUUGGGUACCUGGCUGGAACAAAGUGAACGGGAUCUUCGUUCUCUUGGCGAAGGAGAAACAGAUGCACAAGGACUUAAGGGCAGGCUAGACGAGCACAGAAAGCUUGCCGAAGAUGUGAUUUGCCACAAGGCAGACUUGCGCUUCGUUUCCAUCUCGGGUCAGAAAGUUCUGGACUCUGUUCAGGGAGCUCUGGAGCAAGGUGGUGGUUCAGAUGCAUCUCUGGAGAGCACCAAGCAGCUGGUAACUGACAAUCUACAGGAUGCCAACCACAGAUACACCACUCUACACACCAAGUCAACAGAGUUGGGCAGCCGUUUGUCCGGCCUGUUGGAGAGAUACCAGCAGUACCAGGAUGAGGUCGUCUCCCUCCACUCCUGGCUCAGCACUCAGGAACAGAACCAAAGCAUAGCGAAGGCCAGCGCAGAGACAGACCCGCAGAACCUACAGAACACACUACGACAAGUACAGCUGCUUCAGGAUGAGCUGGCAGAGCGCUCGGUGCAGCUGGAGAAGGUGAAGAGGGCAGGAAGAGAUCUGGUCAGCACAGAUGAAUCUCCUUCCCUGAAAGCUGUUGACAUCCUGUGUGCUGCAGAUGGCUUGGAGAAGAGAUUCGACUCCCUUUCCACAUCUGUCUCAGAACGGGCCGAGCAGCUGCAGACAGCUGUGGCCCAAUCUGUCAGCGUCCAGGAGGGCCUCAGGGGUCUGCUGAGCUGGUUGGACAAACUGGCUCUGAGCCCUGGACCAAUUGAACCCACUGCACAGGCUGUACAGGAUGCCCUUACUCAGAACCAGAAACUUCGGCAGGAAUUACUCUCCCGGCAGGGCAGUGUGGACGCAACACGAGACUCUGUUUCCAAACUGCUUCACACCUCAGACGCCUCCACGGCUUCAGGCCUUCAGGGGAGUUUAGAAGAUCUGACUCAGCGCUUCACUGCAGCACAGGCCAGCCAGGCUGAGAGGGAAGCUGAGCUCAAAGGGCUGCUGCCCAAGCUGGAGAGCUACGAGCGGCUGGGGUCAGACCUCCAGGUCUUCACCCAGAGCCGAGUGAAGGCUCUGAGUCCCGUCGGUCAACCGGACCGCAGCGUGGACGACUACAGGCAGACCAUUGAGGAGGUCCGAUCGGAGCUGGAACAGGAAGCCGGGCAGCUGAAAUCCUUCUGCAACCUUGGCACUGAGCUCAGCCAAUCAAAACCCUUCAGUAAUACUCAAAGCUUAUUGGACAAUGUCAAAGAGGUCACUGAUGAAUUCAACCAACUGGAAGAAAAUGUAAACGAAAGGUUUGCUGCCAUUCAGGCCUGCGAGCAACAGCUGCUCCAGUUCCGCGGCCUCUCCGGCUCCCUCGUCAGGUGGCUUCAGACAGCACAGGACCAGCUGCCCUCCAAAGAGGCCAACCUCAACACCGAGGGCCUGCAGAGGAGAGUUCAGCAGCUUAAGGACUUGUUGCACGACUGGGAGUCGCAGGGAUCCCGAGUUCAAGAGCUAAACAAGACGGGCUCCGAGCUGGAAUCGCUCAUCAUCGAUAUCACCGCUCCUCAGACCAAAACGGGUGCUCCUCACAUCAAUGGCUCAGCAGGUCCCAGCAGUGUCAAUGGCAUUCACACCUGUAAAGAUCUGACAGAGCUCCAGGUAGCAGUGUCUGAUGUGAACAGUCGAUAUGACGCUUUGGGCGGGGAGUUAAAGGAGCGUCUUGGUCAGCAGCAGGCCUCGUUGGAGCUGAGGCAGAAGGCCAGGCAGGGCACAGAAGAGCUUAAGAGCUGGCUGACAGACAGAGAGGAAAGCCUGAAACAGGCACAGACCGCCUCUCCCUCCAAACCGGAGGUGGUACGAGCUCAGGCCCAGGAGAACAAGGCCCUGCUGUCAGAAUUGGCCGAGCACUCAGGAAAGGUGGAGGAGCUGAAGAGCACGCUGAGGAAACUGAUUGCUGAAAACCCCGAUUCACCAGAAGCAGACACCUGGAGACAACAGCUGCAAGAGAUCGACUCCCGCUGGCAAACGGCUAAUCAGACCGCGGCUCAGAGGCAGACUGAGCUCGAGACGUGCGCUGAUAGGCUGGGCAGCUUUGCCUCAGCGGCCAAUCAGUUGGGUCCUUGGCUGAGGGAGAAGGAGCUGAUGAUGAGCGUUCUGGGACCCCUGAGCAUCGACCCCAACAUGCUCAACACACAGAAACAGCAAGCACAGUUCAUGCUGCGGGAGUUUGAGACCCGGCGGCCACAGUUUGACCAGCUGACUCAGUCAGCUGAGGGCAUCCUCUCCCAGACCGGUGACUCUGCUCAGGACCCCAAGGACCUGGCAGAGGUGCGUUCUGAACUGGGCUCCAUCUCCCAGCAGUGGGAGGACCUAACGAGCAAAUUGACACAGAGGUCGAACCACAUCGAUCAGGCCCAAGGAACCAGCGAACGGUACCAGGCCUUGCUCCGAGAUCUUUCCUCCAGUCUGUCUGCUCUGAGUGAGAGGUUGGAUGCUCAGGCCUCACUGAGCGCUCAACCCGAGGCACUGAAACGCCGCCUGCAGGAAACCGGAGAGAUCCGAUCUGUGCUGGAGAGAAGGCGGACCGAGCUUGCCGAGGCGGAGAAGCUCUGUCAGGAGCUGAGCGCCAUCGUGGCUGAACCCUACCUGAAAGAAGAGCUGAGCAAACGACUGGAGAGUGUCAGCGGGCCGCUCAAGAGUUUGGAGGAGCGUGCAGCUGACGGUCUGUCUCAGCUCCAGGCUGCCCUGUCGUCCACCCAGCAGUUCCAGCAGAUGUUUGAGGAGUUGCGCUCCUGGCUUGACAAGCAGACAGAUCCUAGAGAAUCAUCAACCGUCGCCCUGCCCUGUCAGCCGGAGGCCAUUCGCUCCCUGCUGGCAGAGACAGAUGAGCUCCAGCGUGGGAUUGCCAGUCAGCGAGGCUCCUACGAGCUGAUCCAGGCUGAGGGAGCGUCGCUCCUCGCCACUCUACCAGCAGACGAGCGCUCAGCCCUGCAGGCCCGUCUGACCUCCUUGAGACAGGACUGGGAGGGCCUGAACCACAGGAUCUCAGACAGGGAGGCAAGACUGAAAAACACUCUGAACAAAGCAGAAACUUACCAGCAGCACAAGGCUGAGCUGGUACCGUGGUUAGCAGACUGCGAAGGGAAAGAAAAAGAGCUACAACCAUCACUUGACUCGUCUGCCCUGGACGAAGCCUCGCAGAAAGCACGAAAUCUGUCCCUGGACAUCGAGAGACGACAACCUCUACUUGAAGCCUUUAAUGCUGCAUCUGAUCAGCUGCUGGAGCAGUGCUGCAUCGGGGAGGAAGAGGUACGUGAUGAGAAGGCUCAGCUAAACCGGAGGGUAGAUGGACUGGGCGAAAGCCUCCACAAUCGCACCGCCCAGCUGGAGGAGCUGGCCAGCCGUCUGAAGGAGUUUGAAGAAGGUAGACAGGCAGUGGAGAGGAGACUGGAGGCUGCCAAGCACCAAAUCGAAGUGCAGGAGGCUCUAGGACCUCAGGCAUGCAGUGCCAAAAGCCUGGAGAGGUUGAGAAGUCAGCAGGAGAGUCUGAGAUCCUUGCAGCCUCAGGUGGUCUACCUGAGAGACCUGGCUCAGGGGCUGGUGCAGGAUGCACCCCAGACACCAGGAGGCAGCACAGAGGGAACACGGAGACUCCAGGAGCAGGCCAAAGAUGCAGAGAAAGAGUAUGAAGAUGUUACUGACAAGAUCGAGCAGUGCUGCUCCUCCCUGGAGUCACGGCUGCAGGGCGUCGGCGAGGUCCAGGCUCACGUGCGGGACGUCUUCUCACGUCUCGCCGACCUUGAUGAUGAACUGGACUCCUUCAGUCCCGUUGGACGCGACGCGGACUCCUUGGCCUCUCAGGCCGACGCCCUGAAGGGCUUCCUCUCCCGUCUGGCCAACCUCAGGACUGAGCUGGAGGGCCACGCGUCAGAGUGUACCACCAUGCUGCGGCGCGAAGGCUCCUCUCCCGACCUCCUCGCACUCAGGAGGGAGACGGAGGCUUUGAGCCGCCAGGCCGGCAAGCUGAGUGAACGCGGCCAGGCCAGGUUGGACCAAAUCGAGGAUGCUGCGGACCGUGUUCGUGAUUUCUACAGGCUGGUGGCUGAGCUGCAAGGCCUGCUGGGAAGAGCAGAAGAGAAUCUGAAUGCGCAGGGCCUGGUUGGCACAGAGGUGGAGAUGAUUAAGCAGCAGCUGCAGGAGUUCAAGGCUGUGGAGAGAGAGCAGGUAGACAGCAUUCAGCCAAAGCUGCAGCACGUCAACGCAGUGGGUCAGGGUCUCAUCCAGAGCGCCGCCAAACACACCGACACCCAGGCGCUGGAGCACGACCUGGAGACCACCAACCUCCAAUGGAACUCACUCAACAAGCGGGUGGCAGAGCGGAUCGCCCAGCUGCAGGAGGCCCUGCUGCAUUGUGGGAAAUUCCAGGAUGCUCUGGAGCCGUUGCUCAGCUGGCUGAGCGACACAGAGGAGCUGGUAGCGAAUCAGAAGCCUCCAUCGGCCGAGUACCGCGUGGUCAAGGCCCAGAUCCAAGAGCAAAAGCUCCUCCAGAGAUUGUUAGAUGACCGCAGACCGACAGUGGAAAUGAUCCAGGCUGAAGGAGAGAGGAUUGCAGCCACAGCAGACUCUCAGGACCGAGAGAAGAUCCAGACCCAGCUGCAGAGUCUAGCAGAGAGAUGGUCUGACCUGCUGGACAAGGCCAGCGGCAGACAAAGGCAGUUGGAGGAGCUGCAGGUUUUGGCUCUUCAGUUCCACGAAGCCCUCGAGCCACUCGGGGAAUGGCUGAGCACCACGGAGAGACGCCUAAGCUCUGCUGAGCCUAUGGGAACCCAGACGGCAAAGAUCACCCAGCAGAUCGUCAAACACAAGGCGCUCCAAGAUGACGUGUCUUCCCGGGAAGCCGAGGUUGACCACCUCGAGUCGCUGAGCCAAUCGCUGAGCCCGCUCAGCUGCGCGGCUGAUCGCGAUUGGUUAAGCGAACGUGUGGGAUCGGUGAGGUCUGGUCACUCAGAGCUUGCUGAUUGGUGCUCCAGGCGGGCGGGCCUGCUGGAGCAGGCACUGGCCAACGCUCAGCUGUUUGGGGAGGACGAGGUAGAGGUGCUGAACUGGCUGGCGGAGGUGGCUCAGAGACUGGCUCAGGUCUCUGUACAGAGCUAUCGGCCCCAGGUGCUGGCCGAGCAGCACAAACACACUCUGGCUCUGAAUGAAGAGAUCUUGAGCAGGAAGAAAACCGUGGACCAGGCCAUCAAGAAUGGACAAGCUCUACUCAAACAGACCACAGGUGAGGAGGUCCUCCUGAUCCAGGAGAAGCUCGACGGCAUCAAGUCUCGCUACGCCGAGAUGACGGCCGGCAGCAGUAAAGCCCUCCGUACCCUGGAGCAGGCCCUGCAGCUGUCCACGCGAUUCGCCAGCGCCCACGACGACCUCAACCAGUGGCUGGACGGUGUGGAGACGGAGCUUAACACUGUUGAGCCCGACGCCUCACCCGCCUACCAGGAGAGACAAAAGGAGUUGAAGAAAGUGUCAGCAGAGAAGCGUCUGGUGUUGGAUACAGUGAACGAGGUGGGCAGCGCUCUGCUGGAUUUAGUGCCUUGGCGAGCCCGGGAAGGCCUGGACCGCCUCGUCGCAGACGCCAACCAGCGCUACCGACAGUCUGAUGAAACCAUCACUCAGCGGGUUCAACUGGUACAAGCUGCCAUCCAGAGGUCGCAGCAGUAUGAAGAGGCCGUGGAUGCAGAGCUGGCCUGGGUUGGGGAGACGGAGCGCAAACUGGCAUCUCUGGGGCCGCUGAGUCUGGAGCCUGACGUGACCGUGGCCCAACUGCAAGUGCAGAGGGCGUUCAACAUUGACAUCAUCCGACACAAAGACACAGUAGAUCAGCUCCUCAGCACCAGAGACGACAUCUUAGAAGCAUGCAGUGAUGCUCAGAAGGAUGCACUCAUGCUCAAGACGGGCUCUUUGAGCGCUCGUUAUGAUGCAGUGAGUCAGAGCCACAGCGAGCGGUUCUCAGCUCUGGAGCAGGCCCAGGUUCUUGUGGCUCGGUUCUGGGAAACCUACGAGGAACUGGAGCCGUGGCUGGGUGAAACUGAGACCCUCAUCGCCCAGCUUCCACCACCAGCUAUUGACACAGAUGCUCUCCGGCUGCAGCAGGACCAGAUGAGACUGCUCAGGGAGUCCAUAGCAGAACACAAGCCACACAUCGACAAGCUGCUGAAAAUCGGACCUCAGCUGGCCAAGCUCAGCCUGCAGGAGGGUGCGAGUGUGACGCAGCGCUACGCAGAUGCCGAGAAACGGUACCAGGCCAUCAAAGAGGAGGUCAAAGGUCGUGCUACAGUACUAGAUGAGGCGGUGUCCCAGUCUGCACAGCUGGUAGAGUUUCACGACAAGAUGGACCCGCUGUUGGAGACUCUGGAGGGGGCGGUGCAGCGGCUUCGGCAGCCUCCCCCCGUGGCUGCAGAGGUGGAGAAGAUCAGGGAGCAGCUGGCAGAGCACCGAGCCCAGGGACUGGAGCUGGACAAACUGCUGCCAAGCUUCUCCGCCCUCUGCGCCCGCGGCGAGGAGCUCAUCAGCCGAGCGGCUCAUGACGACCCUGCUGCUCAGGCUGUCCGUUCCCGCCUCCUCCGCCUGCGCUCUCUAUGGGAUGAGAUCCGGCAGCGUGCUGAAGAGCGAGAGGGGAAACUCAAUGAUGUCUUGGACCUGGCUGGGAAAUUCUGGGCCGACGUGGCGGCGCUACUGAGCACGCUCCGAGACUCCCAAGAUAUCGUGAAAGACCUGGAGGAUCCCGGAGUGGACCCAUCGCUCAUCAAACAACAGAUUGAGGCUGCUGAGGCCAUCAAGGCGGAGACGGAUGGCCUGAGGGAAGAGCUGGAGUUUGUCAGGACCCUCGGAGCUGACCUCAUCUUCGCUUGUGGAGAAACUGAGAAGCCUGAAGUCAAGAAGACCAUAGAUGAGAUGAAUGCUGCUUGGGAGGGACUGAACCGAACAUGGAGAGAGAGGAUGGAGAGACUGGAGGAAGCCAUGACUGCCUCAGUUCAGUAUCAGGAUGCACUGCAGUCCAUGUUUGACUAUCUGGACAACGCAGUGAUCAAGCUGUGUGAAAUGUCAACUGUGGGAACUGACCUGGGAACUGUCAAACAACAGAUUGAGGAGCUUAAGCAGUACAAGGUGGAGGUUUACCAGCAGCAGAUUGACAUGGAGAAGCUGAGCCACCAGGGGGAGCUGCUGUUAAAGAAAGUGUCAGACCAGACCGACAGAGACAUGAUCCAGGAGCCGUUGACCGAACUCCGACACCUGUGGGAAAACCUGGGGGAUAAAAUCACCCAACGACAGCACAAACUGGAGGCUGCCCUGCUGGCUCUGGGUCAGUUCCAGCAUGCCUUGUCCGAGCUGCAGGCCUGGCUGACCCACACACACACCACUCUGGACACACAGCGACCCGUCAGCUCUGACCCCAAGGCCAUCGAAAUUGAGCUGGCUAAACACCAUGUUUUACGCAAUGAUGUGCUGUCCCAUCAUGCUACAGUGGACACUGUGAACAACGCUGCCGCUGAGCUGCUGGAGUCCUCUCCUGGCGAUGAGGCGGGCAACCUGAGGGAUCAGCUCGAUCAGCUCAACCAGAGCUGGGGGAGUCUACUGCUCAAAACCCAGGAGCGACAAAAACUGCUGGAGGCCGCCCUGCAGCAGGCUGAAGGUUUCCAUGGGGAGUUGGAGGAGUUCCUCCAGUGGCUGAGGAGGACCGAGAGCCAGCUGUCUGCCGCCAAGCCAACAGGCGGUCUCCCUGAAACCGCCAGGGAGCAGUUACAGCAACACAUGGAGCUCCAAGCCCAGGUGACUCAACGUGCAGAGCAGUACAAUCGCCUGCUGGAUCAGGGAGAGUCCAUGCUGCUGGCUCGUGGAGGAGAAGAAGCAGGACCUGGUACCACCCAGACCCAGCAGAACCUGGCCAUGCUGCAGAACAAGUGGGGCAGCCUCAACACCAAGAUGGACGACCGCAGGGCAAAACUGGACGAGGCCGUUUCUUUGGCCACGGGUUUUCAGACUUCUCUGCAGGACACCAUCAACUGGCUGACCCAGGCUGAGCAGACCCUGAACAUGGCCCAGCCCCCCAGCCUCAUACUGGACACCGUCCUCUUCCAGAUUGAUGAGCACAAGGUCUUUGUCAAUGAGGUGAACACCCACAGAGAGCAGGUCCUGGCUCUGGAGAAGGCCGGCUCUCAACUUCGCUUUGCCAGCCUGAAGCAGGACGUGGUUCUGAUCAAGAACCUGCUGCUCAGCGUCCAGGCCCGCUGGGACAAGCUGGUCCAGAGGUCACUGGACCGAGGCCGACACCUGGAUGAGGCCCGCAAAAGAGCCAAACAGUUCCACGAGGCCUGGAGGAAGCUGACAGACUGGUUAGAAGAAGCCGAGAAAAGGCUGGACUCAGAGCUGGAGAUCUCCAACGAGCCGGAUAAGAUCAAAGUACAGCUGACAAAGCACAAGGAGUUUCAGAAAGCACUGGGAUCAAAACAGCCCGUCUACGACACCACGGUGAGGUCGGGGAAGGCCAUGAGGGACAAAGCUCAGCUGCCUGCAGACACGCAGAAGCUGGAUAACCUUUUGGGAGAAGUUCGUGACAAAUGGGACACCGUCUGCGGCAAGAGCGUGGAGAGACAACACAAGCUGGAGGAGGCUCUGCUGUUCUCUGGUCAGUUUGCUGAAGCUCUUCAGGCUUUGGUGGACUGGCUGUACCGAGUGGAGCCUCAGCUAGCAGAAGACCAGCCCGUCCACGGGGACCUGGAUUUGGUGUCCAACCUCAUGGACUCGCAUAAGGCUUUCCAAAAAGAACUGGGGAAGAGAACCAGCAGCGUUCAGGCUCUGAAGCGUUCGGCCCGUGACCUGAUGGAGACCGGCCGCGAUGACACAGCGUGGGUCAAAGUUCAGCUUCAGGAGCUCAGCAACCGCUGGGACACAGUCUGUGCCCUAUCAGUCACCAAGCAGACGCGCCUGCAGCAGGCGCUCAAACAGGCGGAGGACUUUCGCACAGCGGUGCAGCUGCUCCUGGAGUGGCUCUCAGAGGCGGAGCAGACGCUUCGUUUCCGCGGCGUCCUCCCCGAAGAGGCAGAGACUCUGCAGGCGCUGCUCCACACACACCGGGACUUCAUGGGCACAGUGGAGGAGAAGAGGACUGACGUGAACAAGGCUGCUGGCAUGGGAGAGGGCAUCCUGACCGUGUGUCACCCCGACUCCAUCACCACCAUCAAACACUGGAUCACUAUCAUCAGGGCACGCUUCGAGGAGGUGCUGACUUGGGCUAAACAGCACGAGCAGCGGCUGGAAACGGCUCUGACCGAAGUGCUCAACAAUGCCAACCUGCUGGAGGAGCUCCUGUCAUGGCUACAGUGGGCUGAGACCACACUGGUCCAAAGAGACACUGAACCACUGCCUCAGGACAUCCCACAACUCAAAAACCUCAUCACAGAGCAUCAGAUGUUUAUGGAGGAGAUGACGAGGAAGCAGCCGGAUGUCGACAAAGUGACAAAAACCUACAAAAGAAAGCCAGCCGAGCCUCCCAGCAGCCUGGCGGAGAGGAGAGGCGCUCGAAAACACCAGCAGCAGCAGCAGCAGCAGCAGCAGCAGGCGGCCAUGCAGGUUUCUGGGGGAAACCCACGACUCAACCAGCUGUGUGCCAGGUGGCAGCAGGUGUGGCUGCUAGCUCUCGACCGGCAGCGCAAACUCAACGAUGCUCUGGACAGGCUGGAGGAGCUCAAGGAGUUUGCCAACUUUGACUUUGACGUGUGGAGGAAGAAGUACAUGCGCUGGAUGAACCACAAGAAGUCCCGCGUCAUGGAUUUCUUCAGACGCAUCGACAAAGACCAGGAUGGCAAGAUCACACGGCAGGAGUUCAUCGACGGCAUCUUGGCCUCGAAAUUUCCAACCAGUAAGCUGGAGAUGACGGCCGUGGCAGACAUCUUUGACAGGGAUGGAGACGGUUACAUAGACUACUACGAGUUUGUUGCUGCUCUGCACCCCAACAAGGAUGCCUACAGGCCGACCACUGACGCCGACAAGAUCGAGGAUGAGGUGACGCGGCAGGUAGCCCAGUGUAAAUGUGCCAAGAGGUUCCAGGUGGAGCAGAUAGGCGAGAACAAAUACCGGUUCUUCCUCGGAAACCAGUUUGGAGACUCUCAGCAGCUGCGUUUGGUGAGGAUUUUGCGCAGCACAGUGAUGGUGAGAGUCGGAGGAGGUUGGAUGGCUCUAGACGAGUUUCUGGUCAAGAACGAUCCAUGCAGAGUGCAACAUCCAGGAAUAAAGAUUCUCCGCUCCGAUUCGAGUAGCUCCAUCUCAUCUCGUAUAGUGACAGUCACUCCUGGCUAUUUCUGCUGCCGAGCUCGAGGUCGCACCAACCUGGAGCUAAGGGAGAAGUUCAUCCUUCCUGAAGGAGCGUCUCAGGGUCUGGCCGCCUUCCGGUCCCGGGGCCGUCGCUCCAAGCCGGGCUCUAGGAACGCCUCGCCCACCCGCUCCUCUUCCUCGGCCUCCCACAGCGGGGCUUCCCUCCCCUCUGCUCCCUCUGCCCCGGCCACCCCGACGGCCUCUGCAUCAUCCAGGUCGUCCCAUACUCACUCGCGUGACUAUGCCAAGCCCUGGCUGGCACACAGUAAAACUCCAACGCCAACCAAGUGCCACUGCUGCCCAGAUCUCGGUCACAGCCACACCACUCCUGGGCACGAGGGGGCGCCAUCUGGGUCCAAGUUAAAGAGACCGACCUUCCACUCGAGCCGAGGCUCGCUAACCGGGGAGAACGGUGGAACGACGCACACCAGCAAACCAUCGCGGACGGAUCCCAAGCGAGGGGGGUCCACAGCCAGCGGUCCCACCAGCCGAGCCGGCAGCCGAGCCGGCAGCAGGGCCAGCAGUCGCCGUGGCAGCGACGCCUCAGACGCAUCAGAGCUCCAGGACGCUCGGUCCGUCUGCUCCGACACUUCAGAUACCCCGCGACGACCGGGCGGUGGGGCCAAACCCUCCAAGAUCCCCACCAUCUCCAAGAAGACCCCCAGCCCAAAAACCCCGGGAUCUGCGAAGAAAUAAACCCACCCACAGAGAAACUGGAGGAACUUGCAGUGGGUGGGCCACUAUUAUCUGCCAUUUUGGGUGUACCAGCGUCACUCUGAGCAUCCAUCCAUAGGGCUUGUCUAGAAUGUGUGCACUAUGACUGAUACUUUCCAGGAGAAAGAAGGAGGUGGAUGAGCUGAGUGAAUCUCCGUCUCGUUCUUUCCCCAGCCGACUGAAAACCUGCACAAGAGGAGAAGAUUCUGGUCUGGCGGUCUCAGGCCAGAGUCUGUGGGGUGAAAAAAAAAGACUGUUCCCCUUUAAGAAGCGACCCCAGUUUGCCUUCCAGUCUCCUGCUUCGUCUUUCAGAAGUUCCCCACCAGCGAGGAACCAAACACAGACCGACCCGAUGUGAUGCUGCCUUACUUUGUGUUACAAACUCCUGUCCCGAUCCGACACACAAACACACAUUUUAACACAGAGCCGGUGCAGGGAGUGGGACACGCCGCCACCGCCGCCGCCACAGCUACAAAAACAAAAAAAGCUCAAGUGGCAUUCAGGAAAAAAAAAAAAAAAGAAGGAAUUUGUGGGUUAUUAUUUUGGCUUGUGGGCCAGAUGCCUCAGCGAUGAGUUAAAAAAGAAAAUAUGCAACGACUGCCAUGUCGCUUCCCCUGCGUUGGUUGGCGAGAAAAAGAGUCACCUCAGCAGAUCUACGGAGGCGGGAAACGCUGUCUGGCUCCCACAGCGGCCAACCUCAGACUCGGAGGAUCGGCGGUGGCGCUGCUGCAGCUGAGGGCAAACUCUCACACACUCAAACGCCGCAGAGCCGACUCCUCCCGACCGCUGGAACGUUAAGACGGGCCUCGCGGGUGUGCGUCUCGGCGGUUUUGUCACAUGUCUGCGUUACAAUCCGACACACACAGAAAUAAGAAAUCACAAACUGGCAAUAGAGAGGACUAUUUUUAUGGCGACACACUCAACUUAACAGCACAUUACUGACAAUACACGACAUGCGUAACCUGACGUAAACGAGCGCGUUCGCAGAGUCCGACAACCAGCAUGCACUAAUUGUCUCUUCCUCUGCAGCCCUGCAGCACAUACGUGCACUCUCAAACUCAAAAGGUGUGUGCGCGCGUGUGUGUCGCGUGUGUCUUUCUUAUAGGAAAGAAUAAAGGUCAAUGACUUGAGUCACUGUAUGCAAACGUUUAAUUUGCGAAUGUCUUUUUGUUUUUUCUUCUCGUUGUUUUCUGGUUAAUUUAUAAUCCAGUUUUGUUUUCUAGCUUGAGAGAAAGAUCUAUUUAUUUUUCACGUCAUAUCACCGUUGGCAGAGAGUGAUUUAGUAUUAUGGUGAAAGUUUUUUUUUUCUCUUUUUUUUUUGUACCGAGAAGAUGCCCACUCCGCUGUUUCGACUUGAUCUGUGUGUAACGUGUGUUUCUACUCUGUUGUAACAUGACAUCAUUCACUAGGUCGCUGAUUCUAGUGGCAGCCUUUUUGUUACAUUUUCUUUAAAGCUAAUGACUACAGUUUUCCUGACCACGACCAAAGGGGGUUGCCCUUCAUGUGUAGAGA